Cyphomyrmex costatus is the source of this 977-nucleotide messenger RNA. RefSeq names its product mitochondrial thiamine pyrophosphate carrier. The coding region runs from base 2 to 931 and encodes 309 amino acids. Gene Ontology annotation, biological process: transmembrane transport. The transcript is spliced from 4 exons. NCBI's taxonomy places the organism in Eukaryota, Metazoa, Arthropoda, Insecta, Hymenoptera, Formicidae. The record is from RefSeq and is a predicted model, not a curated record.
UAUGGGCUUUUUAAUACAAAAAACAGUUGAGUUAUUCUCAGAUCAUGCAAUUGCAGGCAGUGCUUGUGGAUUUAUAACGAGAUUGCUAUGUCAACCUUUGGAUGUUGUAAAAAUUAGGUUUCAAUUGCAAGUAGAGCCAAUUUCAAGGUGUCACAUUAGCAAAUAUAAGUCUGUAACACAAGCUGUUCUGUUAAUUUUAAGAGAGGAAGGACCUACUGCUUUAUGGAAGGGUCAUGUACCUGGACAAUUAAUUUCGAUUACUUAUGGAAUGGGUCAGUUUUAUUCCUACAAUGUGUUUCUGAAAACGCUGCAACAAGUUCCAAAAAUUGAAGAAUGGCAUCACACGAUACAUUUUAUCGCCGGUACUGGUGCUGGCAGUGUGGCGACAAUCAUUUCAUUUCCUUUUGACACUAUGAGAACUAGAUUAGUGGCUCAAUCGCGUAAUCAUCAGGUAUACAAUGGAAUAUUACAUUCUUGCAGUUCGAUCCUUCGACAAGAAUCACCAAGGACUUUUUUUUUCGGUUUGUUUCCAACUUUAUUGCAAAUUGGUCCUCACACUGGCCUGCAAUUUAUGUUUUACGAGCUCUUCAAAGAUCUCUAUAAGAGAUACACCUCCAAUACCAAUAUCAGUUUCUAUAAUUCUAUUUUAUCUGGUAGCGCUGCUGGAUUUAUGGCGAAAAUGAUUGUGUACCCUUUCGAUCUCGCUAAAAAGAGAAUGCAGAUACAAGGUUUCCAGCAUGGUCGUAAAGAAUUCGGCAAAUUUUUCCAAUGCAACGGAUUACUGGAUUGCUUAAAAGUGACGGUAAAAGAAGAGGGUGCGCAAGGUCUAUUCAAAGGUUUAGUGCCGAGUCAAAUGAAAGCCGCUACGACUUCGGCUUUACAUUUUACUAUAUAUGAACAGGUUUUAUUACUAUUAAAGAUGUUGCGAUAAUAGAAACUCAAUUGAAAAGGACAUAUAAUAAUAUGUAAAUGUAAGA